UUUUUGUUUUGAUUCCGCGCGUGUUUGUUGUGUUUUUCGGACCGGCGAGUGGUUUUCAAACGUUUCGCGUGUGCUUUUUUACGGGAUUUCGGGAGUGAUUUUAAAGUGGUUUCCGGAGGAAUUUUGCGAGAAACAAUGACCAAAACGAAGCAGACGGAUGAACCGGCGGGGAAGAUGCGGAAGGGGGCCCUCACGGUGGCCCAGAUCAACGCCGAUGAGCUGACUUUCUUGGCCAAUCGCUUCUGGGCUCCGGACACGGUCGACAGCCACGAGCCGUACAAUCCGGCAAUCGUGGAGGAAAUCUACCGGCGUGAAAUCUGCGAGUCUCGGUACUCGAUGCGCCGGAUCAUGAUGUUGGAGUUUAGCCAGUAUCUGGAGAACUACCUGUGGCCAAACUAUCGAGGUGAAGUGGCAACCCGGGCUCACCUGAUGUCGAUCGUGGUGAUGUUGAACGAAAAGUUUCGCGAGAAGGUCGAGGUUUGGAAGGUUUUCAAUGUGAACGGUGAGCAAUUUCCGGAGUUCUUCCAGCACGUGCUGGAAGCUUGCCUCGAAGAAUCCGCGGUCAGUGAGUACAACAUGCGCGAGCAAACGUCGCUGCUGGUGUUUCUGAACCACUGCUUCAACAGUAUGGAGGUCGAGCUGUGUCGGAACCAGGCGAAACGGCUUGUUUCACUUGCCAUGUGGUCAUGUCUGCAGCCCAAGCGACGUGACCAGGAGCUGAAGGAGAUUCCCGAGUGGCGCAAGUUCUGGAAGAAGCUCCAGAAACGUGACAAGCCGGACCAGAAGCAAAAGCUUGAGUGGGAGCGGCACUUUUUGCAGAAUCUCACGAUUAAGUUUAUGCACAUCCUGGAGUCGAUUCCCGGCGAGGGACCGGUUUGUGAGGAAUCGGUACGGUACUGUGAGCGUUUUUUGGAGUUUCUCAUUGAUUUGGAGGCACUGCUACCGACGCGCCGCUUCUUCAACACCGUGAUGGACGACUGUCACGUGGUGGUGCGGUGCUCGAUGGCGCCACUUUUGCAGCGGGACGAAGGGAAUCUGUUUGCUCAGCUCCUGGACAUGCUCAAGUUCUACGCACGGUUCGAGAUCAACGACGAGACGGGCGACCCGCUGACCGACCACGACAUGACCCAGCUGCACUACUCCAAGAUCAAGGCGCUCCAGAAGGCGGCCUUUGCCAAGUUCCCCGACCUGCGGCUGUUUGCCCUGUCGAACGUGGCGAACGUGGACACGCGCGAAUCGCUGGAGAAGCACUUUGGCGCGCUGGAUGGCAAGAGCCUGAAGGAGAUUGCGUGCUACCUGAACCUGGUGCCGGAGGAGUUGGCGGCGCCUUUCGAGUGGCACCGGUUGGAUGAGCCGUUUUUGCGGGAGCUGCUGAUUUCGAGACAUGAACGGAGGGUUUCGCAGCUGGAAUCGCUGAACGAGAUGCCGCUGUACCCGACGGAGGACGUUAUUUGGAACGAGAACAUUGUCCCGACGGAGUAUUACUCGGGGGAGGGGUGUUUGGCGUUGCCGAAGCUGAAUUUGCAGUUUUUGACGCUGCACGAUUAUCUGCUGAGGAACUUUAACCUGUUUCGGCUGGAGUCGACCUACGAAAUCCGUCAAGAUAUUGAGGACGCCGUGAGUCGUAUGCUGCCGUGGCAGUCGGAGGAAGGAGACGUUGUGUUUGGAGGUUGGGCGCGAAUGGCACUGCCCAUUCAGUCGUUUGCCGUGGUUGAGGUAUCGAAGCCUCACAUUGGCGAGAAGAAACCGUCGCGAGUGCGUGCGGAUGUGAGCGUAACGUUGAACGUUCGCAAGGAGAUCCAGGACGAGUGGGAAAACCUACGCAAGCACGAUGUCUGUUUCUUGAUUACUGUAAGACCGACUAAGAACAUCGGGACCAAGUACAACUACAAGGAACACUUUAUCCCGCAAGUUGGGCUGGUCCACGUGAGAGGGUGUGAAAUCGAGGGGAUGUUGGACGCUAAUGGACGGGUCAUCGAGGAAGGAAUCGAACAGCGGCCACAACUCGCUGGUGAACAGCGAACCUACCGCGUCUGGCUUGACUCGAACCAGUACCGUGUGGAUAUGGACCUGCUCCAGACUGGAGGGGAUGAUGUCUACGAAGGGUUCAACAUAAUCAUGCGUCGUAAGCCGAAGGAGAACAACUUCAAGGCGGUGCUGGAGACGAUUCGCCACCUGAUGAACACCGAGUGUGUGGUUCCGCCGUGGUUGCACGACAUUCUGCUCGGCUACGGUGAUCCGGGAGCGGCUCAUUACAGCCGAAUGCCGGACCAAGCGAGGGUGAUGGAUUUCAACGAUACCUUCCUGGACAUUGAUCACGUGCGGUCGAGCUUUCCGGGCUACGAAGUUGUGGUGAAUGAGAAGGACCCGAGUAAGCUGGUUCGUCCGUUUCGGUUGGCUUUUGAGGAUGUGGCGGAAAGGGUUGACAGCAGCGAUGAGGAAGAGGACGACAAGAAGGUUGAGCUGCCCAAGCGAAUAAUCGUGGAACCGUACGAGAUUCCAAGAAGAGGUCCUUACAAAUACAAUGAACCGAAGAAAAACGCAAUCCGCUUCACCCCGACCCAACUGGAAGCCAUCCGUGCCGGCAUGCAGCCCGGUCUAACCCUGGUCGUGGGUCCCCCCGGAACGGGUAAAACCGACGUCGCCGUCCAGAUCAUCUCCAACAUCUACCACAACCACCCGAACCAGCGCACGCUGAUCGUCACGCACUCCAACCAGGCGCUGAACCAGCUGUUUGAGAAGAUCAUGGCGCUGGACAUUGACGAGCGGCACCUGCUGCGUCUGGGUCACGGCGAGGAAUCGCUCGAGACGGAGAAGGACUACAGCCGGUACGGGCGGGUGAAUUACGUGCUGUCGAAGCGUAUCGAUCUGCUGGGGCAGGUUCAGCGGCUGCAGGACUCGAUGGGCGUCGUUGGGGACGUGGCUUACACUUGUGAGACUGCGGGGCACUUUUAUUUGUACCAGGUCAUUGCUCGAUGGGAGAAGUUCCUGAGUGAGUUCGAGGGAAGUAAGGAGUACAAGGAGGCGGCGGCGUUCGAGGAAGCGUUUCCGUUUACAAAGUUCUUCCAGGAUGCUCCGCAGCCGCUGUUCCGGGGUAGUACUUUUGAGGAGAACAUGGAGAUUGCGCACAGCUGCUAUCGGUACAUUUCGCACAUCUUUACGGAGUUGGAAGAGUUUAGGGCAUUUGAGCUGCUGCGGAGUGGGUUGGAUCGUUCAAAGUAUUUGCUGGUGAAGGAGGCGAAGGUGAUUGCGAUGACCUGUACGCAUGCGGCUUUGAAGAGGAAGGAGUUGGUCAACAUGGGCUUCAAGUAUGACAACAUCUUGAUGGAGGAGUCGGCGCAGAUUUUGGAGAUUGAAACGUUCAUCCCGUUGCUGCUGCAGAACCCGAUGGACGGCUACAAUCGCUUAAAGCGUUACAUCAUGAUCGGUGAUCAUCAUCAGCUUCCUCCCGUUAUCAAAAACAUGGCGUUCCAAAAGUACUCCAACAUGGAGCAAUCGCUUUUUACUAGAUUGGUUCGUCUGGGCGUUCCCACCAUCGACUUGGACGGACAGGGUCGUGCUCGGUCCGGAAUCUGCGAACUGUACAAGUGGCGUUACAACAAGCUGGGCGACCUAGAUCACGUCAAGCAGUGGCCAGAGUACAUCAAGUGUAACCCUGGCUUCAUCUACGACUAUCAGCUGAUCAACGUCGAGGACUUUAACGGAGUCGGCGAAUCCGAACCCAAUCCCUACUUCUACCAGAACCUUGCGGAAGCCGAGUACGUCGUAGCCGUGUUCAUGUACAUGCGCCUCAUCGGCUAUCCAGCGGAGAAGAUCUCCAUCCUGACCACGUACAACGGCCAGAAGCACCUCAUCCGGGACGUGAUCGAAGCUCGCUGCGCUGAAAACACUCUCAUCGGCAAACCCCACAAAGUGACCACCGUUGACAAGUACCAGGGCCAACAGAACGACUAUAUCCUGCUGUCCCUCGUGCGCACCAAAACUAUCGGCCACAUCCGGGACGUGCGCCGUCUCGUCGUCGCCAUGAGUCGUGCCCGGCUCGGGCUGUAUAUCUUUGGCCGCGUCUCGCUGUUCAAGAACUGCGUCGAGCUUCAGCCGGCCUUCAAACUGCUCACCAAGCGCCCCCUCCAGUUGCAUCUGGCCCUGGAAGAAACCUUCCCCGGCGAGCGUAAGCUGGACGACAAACCGGCCAAAAAACCGGAAGUCAUCAAGGACAUGAGCGAGAUGGCGCAGUUUGUGUACACGCACUACAUGAAGAAGGUCAACGUGAUUCGCGGUGAGAUGGAAAAAAUGAAGGACCUAUACGAGCAGCACCAGAAGGAAAAGGCCGCGAAGGAGCCACAACCAGAGCAAGUUAGCAAGGCAGCUAAAGAACGGGAAGCCGCCAACGAGUUGGCCCAGGAGCAACCGAAGGAGUUUGUGGCGCAGCCGAUUCGGAACGAGAUUGACGUUGAUGAAGCGCAGCUAGAGCUGGUGCAGAAGCGCCCGAAGAAGAAGGCGAAGGUUGUCCAGCAGCCGGAAAAGAUGGUUGUGGAGCAGGAAGUUGACGAAGAGGAGCAAAAGGAAGAAGAGGCAGCGGAGGCAGCUGAUCAGCAGGUUGAGAAGUCUGGUGAUGCUACUGAAACUACUGAAGAAGCUGAAAAACAGGUAGGUAAGACUGCUGAAGCUGAAGAAGCUAAGCCCGCAGCUGAUGCUGAUGCAGAAAUGUAGGAGCACUAAGUUUUCCAUUAUUGAACCAUUUUUUUUUCAUUUUAUAUUCACUCAAUAAAAGUAUUGAUUAUUCGA
Molecule: messenger RNA, 4785 nt
Organism: Culex pipiens pallens (northern house mosquito)
Lineage: Eukaryota; Metazoa; Arthropoda; Insecta; Diptera; Culicidae
Product: RNA helicase aquarius
Exons: 6
Coding region: 136-4710 (1524 amino acids)
Biological process (GO): mRNA splicing, via spliceosome
Cellular component (GO): catalytic step 2 spliceosome
Molecular function (GO): mRNA binding; helicase activity
Source: RefSeq, a predicted model, not a curated record